Messenger RNA from Xyrichtys novacula (pearly razorfish), 18791 nucleotides. The record is from the annotation of a GenBank genome assembly. NCBI's taxonomy places the organism in Eukaryota, Metazoa, Chordata, Actinopteri, Labriformes, Labridae.
AGCAGCCUUGACAUGCAGAAUGGUCCCACAGUGAACCUGGCUGACUGAUAUUCAGCCGUGUGCUGCAGGAAAAGAAGCUGUUUGUUACAGGAGAACCGCACAACAGGAGGGGAGCACGUCUGGUUGAAAUAACCUGUGAGUGCAAAUGAAAGCAGGGGAGAGAUAAUGUGGCAGAAAACAUCAUACUAUGAUCAAGUUAAAAAUCAGGAAUAUUCACCUGUAAGGAUUUACUUAAAGAUUUUCUGUUUUCUUUAGCGGAUGGUUGGCAUUACUUUCAAGACAGAUUGUUAACGUUGACAAGUAAAAAUAAAAGCAAGACUCUUUUACCUUUCUCCUCAUUUUUUCUGAACAUAUAAACUUGAAAAUGAAAUGAUCAACAUAUAAACCUCACGUUCUGUUUUGAGUUAGGUUUUGCAAAGUUGUUGACUGUGACCAUCUAAAAUGAGGUAUUCUUACCGAAAGCUCUACAAUGUGUUAUUCAGAUAUUGCAUGAGUUCCUGACAGGAGCUUUAAUCUAACUUUUACUGGAAGACACUGUUGUCAUUAUUCACCUGGCUGCAGGUAAGCCAUUCCCAGUGUUAAUGAAAUACAGCAACAGGAAAUAUUGUGCUCCUUGCCAUCUUUUUCUUCCUUUGCAGCCGUCUCUCUACUCAGCUGGAGUCUGUGCAUGAAAUAAACCCUUGUUUAUAAACUCCUGAUAUCUGUAUAAAGCCCCAAACAUCCCCUGACAAGAAAUAAGACAUACAUUCACAGAUUUAUGAUGCAUUAAUAAAUCAAAUCAGGUAAGGACAGACAUAAUUUAGUACGCUCUCUCCUUCCUGUCCUCCUUCGCAAUCACAGCAGUUUAGGUGUGGAUCGGUACUCCUUGUAUCCCAACAGAGGGGCGCCAGAAAACAGGACGACACAGGCUGGUCAGGCAGGUACCUUUCCCGACUUUGGGCAACGGAAAUGAAAAUAACUAUGUAUAUCAUACAGAACCAGUGGUGGAAAUGCACUUAAAAAGGAAAAUACCAACAAUAUAGUCUAAGAGUACAGCAUUUUGACUUCAUAUCUCGCACUAGGAGAAAUCAGAGGCCUGCUGUGCAUAUCACGAUUAAGAGCAGUACAUGUCAUUCUGCCAUUAGCCUCACUAAUGAGGCAAGUUAAGCCUCUCUCAAUAUUUGAUUUGUGCUUUUGCAGCUCUGUGUCUAAUCAUCUGGUGUGACAUCUACAUCUUAAAGACAAAAAUCAGAUUACAGGGUUAAAGUGUUUGGAUCCACAUAGAGCUUCUGUAGAAAUAGACUGCCGAAACUGAAUAAAAUAAUUGGACUGUGCUUUAUUUGUACUUGUUCCAAUCCUUAACAAAAUUUCCAGAUGUUUUUAGUCCCUCAUUGAUUUCAUGUAAAGUCAGCUCGCUGUUUGUGUUGUUCUAUCUGUUUUUGUGUGUCCUUUGCAGAGCACCACAACCUGCUGCUGUUACCUUUCAGCACAUGUUUAACAACAUAUGUUGUGUUACAUUGUGCUGACAUUAACAUAAAAUGUGAAGAAAGGUAGGUGUGUUCCCCCAAACACAAGGAGAUGUGAUGAAAUGACAGAUCCUUUAGUGUUUGUGAUGUAAAUGAGUGUAAUGUAUGUGUUAAGAUAACAGUCUGUUUGAUAAAUGAUGUGGAGGUUUCAGAUUUAUGGUCCAGUCAACACAAGAGCCUUAAUAUCCUCAAGAAGAAAGGAUGAAGUGCCAUACUUUUGGGGAGUUUAAAUCCCUGCAGACAUGCAUUCUUCAGAUGAUGCUCACAUCUCCAGUGUUAAUCCUUUUCAUUCACCCUGUUAACAAAACAAAACAAGCCUUGGAUCGUCUUUUCCAGCCCAUUGACGCCGCUUCGUGGCUGUAUUACCGGCUCAGUGUAGGAGGGGGCUGAGCACUGUGAUCACCUCUGCAGGACAGCAGCGCCCUGCAGAGUUAAAAGACCCCCAGGCUGAAGGGCCGGUGCGGGACCCUCACAGGCCGCCCCACGGUCAAACUGCAUGCCGCCCACAGAGACGCCUGCCCCGGUUCUCUGUUCCCUGCCAGGCCGCAGCUGAUUGAAGUGCAGCCGCCUGUUGGCCCCUCUCAGCGGGACGAGGGGAAGAGGAGCGUUUGGAAUAAUUAUUAUGUUACCGAGGCGUCAUUUACAACACAACUCGGAGGGGUUUGAUAUUCCGCUCACAUGUCAAAGACACCCUUUUUUCUCACUGUAGUUAAAAUUAAACUUUCUCACAAUAAUGGUUUUGUUUUCUCACUUCUCUCAAUCAACAAAAAAAGGCCAAAGGGUGACAUUUGGGUCGUGUCAAAAGGCUGAGAUGCGGACAAUAGACGUCGACAGAAACAAUGAAACACUUUGAAAGCUAUUACCAGCCUGUUACUUUUUGUCACCCAGCACGCUCCAGCCUUAUUUAUGACCCGGUCAACUCGAUUUUAAGGCUUUAAUUUCAAAGAAUAACCUUUCAAAUUUAGCCUACUGCCAAUGAAACAGCACGUUAGAGGAGUAUUUGAUAUAAGGCAAGUAUUACGGAAGGAAAAUUACGCAGGGAAUUUUUUAUAUUAUGUGAAACAGUCAGAGGGGACAAUUAAGCUCACAUUUUGAGAAUAACAUUAAUAAACACUAUUAUAAUUUUCCAAAAAUUGCAGUGAAUGGAGCCAACUCAUGGGUAAAAAAAAAUCAAAACUUAACCUCCAGAACAAAGUUGACAGUCAUGUUUGUGGACGGGUCAACACACUGAAAAAGAGUUACCUUUAUUAAACCUCUCUAUUUGACUUAGCCUAAACAGCUAAUUGUGAUAUAGCCUGUGAGUCUUUGUUUGCGAACAGUAGCCUAUCUGCACACAGUGAAUACCAUCAGCACAGAGAAGCAAUAUUUUCACUGCUUAUCUCACUCACUAUUUAAAACCAUUAAAAUCUAAUGACUAGAUAAUUGUUGUGUAUCACUUAAAAAGCCACUCACAUCCAUGUAUAAUAUAUCACUAUGUAGAUUUUGUUUACAGAUGAACCUUAAGCCUUAUUCUAACUUAAAACUCCCGUGAGGGACUUUCAGUUUGUGUCAACUUUGGUGCCCCCUGUGGACAAACCCAUCCCCUGCAUGCUUAAGUGGUGGUCUUAUCUAGCUGACUGUUAAGAGUCAAAUGUAUCAUAAAUUGUGAAUGUUUGAAUUGAAAAUUGUAAAAGUCGGGCUGUUUUUUUAAAGAUACUUGGCUUACACCUGAUCCUUUCAUGUUUGUUUCAAACAUUAUAAAUAAAAUAUAAAAACCAUCAAUUUUGCUUCUAAAAGUCUUGUUUGCUCUUAGAAAUCAUGUAAAGGCACCAGUACAAAUUUCAGUCUAUUUCAUAAAUGAAAAAAAAAAAACUCCACUUGACAAACUUUAAAGGUAAGCUUUCAUUCCUCCAAGAAUGUGACUGAAAUUAUCAAUUUCAGCUACAUCUUCUUUUUCCCAUCACAGGAAAUUGGUUAAGACACACUAAGGCUAUGUUCACACUGCAGGUCAAUUCCGUUUUUUAACCAUAUUUGACACAUAUCAGAUUUUUUCAUGUAAGUGUGAACAGUGCAAUACUGAUUUUGUAAAAUACGACCCAGUCCUCUUUUGUAUGUGGAUAUAAAUUGGAUAUGUAUCUGAUGUGACUGCAGAUGCUCAGGUCGCGUUCACCCAACCUAUACGUCACCAAUAUGCGACAAACGUCACCAUUGUUCGACAACACAAAUUUGUGCUUUGUGCGCAUGCGGGUCACUUCACGGACGCAUUACAUACACAUUAGAUGCUGCAUUUGUUGUUGUAAUGUGCACGACCGCAAAAUUGGAUUUAACAAAAAAAUCUGAAUCGUGCAUCAUAACCUGCAGUAUGAACGUAGCCUAACUGCACAUGUCCCAGACAAAAUCAAGACAGACCACUUUGUCCACUGGGGGCACCAAAACCUAUACACAAACCAAAGGUUCCCUCAUAGGAGCUUUAAAAGGAGAGUCAGGUUUUUAAUUCAAGUUAUAUUGGGAUGAGCUGCCACACAGCUGGUACGGUAAAGAUAUAAAGAUGACAGUGAAGUGAUAUCCAGGGAUGUCACUCUACUUAUGGACCCCAUUAAAAGGUCACAUUUGGCCCCAGCACCACAGCCCAGGCUAACCUACAUACUUAAAACUACACCUCCUGCAAAUGGCCCUUAAAAAACUCAAAAACUUGAGAGGAAGAAUUACAAGACCAAACAUAGAAAAGAGACUCCGUCUUAGACAGCCAAAGUGAUCAAAUUUGAGUCUUUUUUUUUCUCUCAUUUUAUUUCACCCUCAAUAGCAAUAACUUAAAAACAUAAAGUAGACACCAAAAGUAUUUUUUUAUUUAACCUCAUCAGGACCUCUUCUUUUAUUGGGGUCCUGGGUCAGGCCCUCUUCCCCCCUAACAUAACGCCCAUGGUGAUAUCACCUCGAAGGAGAAAGGAGAUAAAAGGACGGAGGGGGUCUUCUUCUUCUUCUGUGGUGUUUUGUGCGUGUGAUAAGGAGUAGGAGGGGUAAAGGAGGAGGGAGAAAAAGGAGGGGGCAAGAGACCCCGUCGCGUUUUGACCCUCUGAAACCUCCCAGCAGCACACCACCAUCACCACUCCUCCUCCUCCUCCCUCUUCUUCUUCUGCCUUCCUCGUGAGACUGAAAACACCAUCGCUCACUCCCACCCGUGACACUCUCCAGCCUGUCGCUUUACGCUGCGCGGACAGCUAGUGCAAGGAGCCUAACAGGAAAGAAGGAAGGAAAGGGAAGGGACGCUUUCUGCUUGUCCUCCCACACCACCGAGCAUCCCGACGGCCGAGAGCCCGAGCGAGAGGAACAUCAGACGGGGGCGAGGCGCUGCAGGGAGCCGCUGCUGCCGUACAGCCGGGUCUGUGGAAGUAGUACGGACAGGGGCCGAGCAGGACUGGAUACGGCGGAUAUUUACAUCUCGGUGGGACAUUUACACCGUUUACUGGAGGCUUGUAUAGUUCUCUCAUCACUAGCCACUACAGCAUUUAAUAGUCUAUAAGCUUUAUUACCGCUAAGUGCAUUAUAAACCAUUAAGCGCACAUCACAAUAGCGUCCAUAAAAUCUCCAGUCUCAUCAUAAUGUGUAACAUAAAACGCGAUGAGCUCGGAGUAAACACACAGAGGCAGCAUGCAGGUCCUCAAUGUUUCCAUGCACAGUCAUGUGUUUUUUUUUUUUUUGUUUGUUUUUUAUGAAUUCUCGCAGACUGAUCUCAGUUACCAUGUUUAUAACUUUCGUGCAAAUGGAAAUAAAGAAUAAAAACAUUACUUUCUUCCUAGGACCCGAGGGGCAGAGGAAGGGAGCAGAGCUCUGGACUAGCCGAGCCGCGCAUCAUCAUCUCCGGUGUAGGACUGGCUGUCGAGUCGCAUGGAGAAGAGGGUAGGUCUGCAGUUUUUUUUCCUCAUAGAUUAUAAGACUGGUGGGAAAACUGCAUGGUGGUAGACUUAAGGAAGAGUAAUGAAGAGCUAAUUAGAAAGAAAGAAAAAAAAAACAGCCUAAUGGAAGCAUGUGGUUGGGAAUCCUCUUUGCAUACUGCUGGGUGUCCGCAGGUUAAGUAGCCAUGCAAAACACAAGGCCAUCUUUACGGACUAGUGGACAGCACUGGCAUGGACUUGUGGGAAAAACAGCAGAGAAAUGAGACGGCUUAAGCGUUACAGCUACAAAGAAAUCAGCUUUAUUCUAAUCUUUUUGCAAUUUAUUAAAUAUUUAUUGCCUUAAAUAUUGAGAAAAAAAAUAACACAACUUAAGAGACCACUUUCAAUUGUUUAUACUCUGGAGGGCGUGAAUAAUCUACAAAGUAGAUUUGAGCAAUCUUCAAACAGAGACAGCCAACUAUGUAAUCCCCUCUUUAGAAUAAUAUGGAUUCCUUGUUGCUGAAUGUCAGUCUGGCGCUGGAAUGGCACAUCAGGGUUAGAGUAGGUCAUUCAGAGGCAGAGGAGAGGAGAUGCAGCUCUUCACCUCGGUAAGUAGGUCAGUUUUUUUGCUACAGUGAUUCAGUGGCAUGGAGAUGGAGGUGGUGGUGGAGGAGGAGGAGGAGGAGGAACAGGCAGAGGCUGACGGGCAGCAGGCGGACUAAGACCUCAGAGUGAAAAAGGGCAUUUAGAGAUGUAAAUUGUGCAGACAGAAAAUCACUGCUGGGUGGACGUCUUUGAACACGCGUGUAGUAAUAAAUACACUGAGCUGACCACAUCAGCUGCGUAAAAACUGCGUUUGAAUAAAGACAUUCAAAGUUUAGGCAGCGCUUUCUUUUGUUUGUUUAGUACCUUUUCUGUAUUUUUUAAAAGUGUUUUGUGCAGUUAUGGGUUAUUAGUGGAAGGAGCAGAAAUAAACCAUAAUGGGUCAAAACUGAUUUAUGUUCCUUCGAGCCAAACACGUUUUUAAGUUUAUGUCAUUUGUUAGUGUCACUUAUAUAUGACAUUUGAUUCGACUUUUUGAAGUUUCUAUUUUUCAUAAAAAUAACAAAAAUAAGGACUCAUUUACAAAGAUGUUAUGAAUUUUUAGAAAAAUAUAAUUACUGCAAAAAUGUCAUUUUACACUCAAGUUUCAGCGCUUACGCACGGUGAAAAAUACGUGCUCUCUUGAGUUUUUACGCGUGAAAUUAUGGAGAAACAUUGUUUUUAAAUGACAACAUUUAUUCCAAAUUAAAUAUAGACCGUCAAGUUGCGCUUGCAAUUGUUUUUGGAGGUGAUUCACAAAUGAGGCUAAAUGGGGAUCAUCUAAAGAAAAGCUACCUUACAUAUGAAAAUGAUUUCCGCCUGCAUUCGCCUGUAAAGUUGUCUUAGUUAUUAGUAAGUGUUUCAGGUCAGUAUAAACCUUCUAAAUCUGAUCUUUAUGAUGUUAUUUAUGUAAAUUGAUAUGUUAUUUUGCUCUGAGAUUUGUCCUCCAUGUAAAAACAACUUUUACGCGCCUGUGAGGCCUUGUUAAAAUAAUAACACUAACUUGUAACGAAAAUGUUGUCUUGCCAUCUGAGGCCUGGUUGCUAGCUCCGUGACUUUUCAAAAAGGGGAAAUUCGCGGAAUUUGUCAUCUCGACUUGUGCGCUUUGAUCCGCUUGACGCACAGAAACCGGAUAGGGGCCGUGCGUAAAGAGAGACGCGCAAUCCGAUAGCGGUGAUUGUGUUAAUAGCCGGCCUCCAUAAAAACUAGAAGGUGUUCCAGACUAGGGCCUCAGAGCAGGUGCUUUUUGUGAUCCCGAUGACCAUAUGGGGCUCUGCAAUGCAACAAUUUGAUAAGCCAUUUAGGACAGUGGUUCCCAAAGAGUGGUCCAGGGACCUCCAGAGGUACUGUGGAGAGGGCAGUGCCUGCAAAUAUAGAAUUCAAGUCCCCCCUUUUCAUAUUCCAAGUUAAUGUUGAAGUUAUAUUUCAUUUAAUUUGACUUCAUGCUGUGUUUAUUUGCUGUUGUCUUAAAAAUUGAGGUAAGGGAAAUUCCUGUAGGACUGCAGCAUCAGAAGUGAUCUCAAAUUUGACUUUUCUGGCAGACAGAGGUUUAAAAAGUGCAGAAAAUGAGUCAAAACAAAAGUUUAUUCUGUGCAAACCUGACAGAAAAAAUAAAAAGGAUCCAUGCCUGUGUCCCCAGUUAUAUUCUUCUGGUAUAUCUUAACUUCUUGUGGUGGCCCACCCUCAGAAAAGUCUCCACAGAAAUACUAAGUUAAGCAGAUCUUAACUAUUACAGCCUGUUUAAAAUAAAACAGAAGUGAAAGGUGUCCUGGGCUGGGCCACCUAGCAGGUACAGUCUCUCUGUGAUCCUGGUGGCCCGGUGCCGUGAGUCCCUUUAAUCCAACAGAAAGACAAACAGAGGCAGAUAUGCUGACAUGCAGAGACAGAAGCUGCAGAGAGGAACAAAUGAGCUCAGUAACACAGAGAACGAGACGGGGAAACAGGGGAGUCACACAUGUAUAUUCAUGAUGCUGUGUGUGUGUGUGUGUGCGUGCGUAAGCUGCUGUCUCUGGGUGUAUGUGUGCGUGUGUGAGCGUGCCAUAUGUGUGUCUGAUUCAGUGUGAAGCAAAGUGUGUGAGCGGGCCCCUGUGAGGCUGUCACAGCGGGUCGUGAGGGAUGCCUCAGCACGGCUCCUGUCUCGUCUGUGUUUAGGAGGGAGGAGGAAAUAUUAGCGGGCUCACUGUCUUUCCCUCAGAGGAUCUCCUUUUUUUCUUCUUCCUAGCCUUCUUUUCAAACCCCCCUCCAAACAAAACUGAUUAAGCUCCACAUGCUCUGCCCUUUUGAGGUUAAACAAGUGCAUUUGAAAGUCUAUAAAAUCAGAGAGAGGUUAAAUUUGCAGCCACAUUUUUAAGGUUUUAUUAUGAAAGAAGCAAGUGAGCCCUUAAUGUACAGAACUAACUCACACAUUGAAAUCACUGCCGAGCAAGUUCUUUCAAUUUUGCAGAGGUGUUUGUUUUGUAUGCAGUGUUUAGAGAGGUUUUCCACGAUGAACCGCCUGUCACAAGACUCUUAAUGGCACCUGCACAUAUAUAAUGAAAGAGCUGAUUAUUGGUGUGGUGGAAAACUGAUCAGCACAAUUUACAUAAAGAAGCCAUUUUUGAAACAAAAAUGCUCAGAUUUUACCUGCUGCACCCCCUUGAUUGAAAAUAUUUGUUUUGAUAAGCACUGUGUGGUACUUGACUAUUGGAUACGAAAAGCAAGAAAAAAUGAUCAAAGCUAUAUUCAACUAUUAUUUGAGUAAAAAGUAAAAAAAAACUAUAUUAUUUUUCCUGAUAGUUGUAUCGUUUCUUAGGUGUUAGAUGCUUGUCAUUUAUUUCUCAAGUCCAAAAGUGAUGUCUUAAAAUUCCUCCUAUUUUUAUAUUAGCUUUAAAGAUGACCAGAGAUUUCAUUUUCACAGCAAAAACUUAAAUUGGUCACGGUGUAUGUGUCCAUUUCUAGUCAGAUUAUCUCUAUACACUUAGAGAAACCACACUUCCACAUCUACUUCAAGUUGAGGAGGAGAGGAGAGUUAAAAUUGAAUGCAAACUGGACAGUGUCUUACUUGGAAUAAUAUAGUUAUUUCAGCAACAUAUUGUUCACAGACCCUCAUCAGACCCUCACUAGAUCUCUUUUGUUACUUUUAUGGAUGAAAUGGUGUUAUUGAUGAGCAACUUUAGUCACUUUUCUUUUGCAGCCUUUGGAAAGCUUCAGUGUCUGUUUAUUGAUUUUGUUCAUCUUCAUUUUUGUAGCUGUAUGCUAUGAGUAUUGUUUGGUAGGAAGCUGAGGUUUGAUAUGAUGAUGUUGCAGGUGUGCAGCACCUUCCCUUUUAGGAUGGCCCCUUUCAAAAUGUUUACCUGAUGACAACUUAGGAACGGCAAAUUGCAGAUGAAAAAAAUAUUUUUGCAGGUUGUUGCAAAAGUUUGGCAAAGUUGGUUGUAUUGGAUUAAAAUGGGGACUAAUGCAGUGCGUUAAACUUCCUGAUAGUCUCUUGGAAAAAAUGUCACAAAAUUUUGUCUGCUGCAUUAGUGAAGCAAAAACAGGGACUGAGUGAACAUUUUCACUCAGUCCUUGCAUUUGGCUCAUAUGAGAUUUGAAGCUGGAUUUGUCAGGUCAGUGUGGAUUGUGUUAAACCUGAUUAGAUAUUCUGACAAGUAACAGGACAAAAACACUCUGUAAGGUUUGAGUUUUUGCAGUGUAAAUUAGGUUUUAUAGAUCGAUUCGGGUUUCUUCUAACUUUUUAUGAAUUACGAAAGUGUAUAAUUUGAGACCAUUCUUCACUGGCAUGAGUCAAAAAAAUCUUUUUGCAAUUUUUGCAGAAUAAAACUGAAAACAAAGCAGCAAAUCUUCAAAUUGAAUCAGCCAGAACCAGCAAAUAUUUGACCUUUUUGAUUGAAUAAUGACAAAAGUGAUUUGUCGAAUUUUUCCGGUUGAUUUUCUGUUCAUGUGUGGCAUGACUAAACAGUGAAUAGGUGAGUUUUUAGCUCUAAACUGAAUUUGGGAGUUUUUAUUGAAUCAUUAAAAAAUAACAUUCAACAAUUCCUGCAGCAAAAAUCCACAAACAUCCAAUAUUAGGAUCAUAACAGGAUCUGCAGUUCACAUGCAAACACUUAUGUUUGAAUUGCAGACCCACGGCAGCAGAUCUUACCGACUGUGGGUCAGUAAUGUGUGUCUGUGACGCCCCCUGACAGCUCAGCUUCAUAAUAAAAUCACCCCAAGAUUUGAUGUCACACAGGCACAGAUGUCCGACGUGUCUCACAUUUACUGUCUUUCAAUCUAAUUGUGUUUCAGUAUGAAGAGCUGGUGCACUACUCAGGGUCGGAGGCCAUGUCGGUGGGGGGGUACGGGGACGAUGUCAGGCCGUUUCCUCCCCCACAGUACGGACCCGCCAUCCCAGACUCCCUGAAACACCACAAAGACCAGAUCUAUGGGUAAGAGAGUGUGUGUUUGAAACCUGAGAUGUGAUUUAUGUGUCUGUCUGUUGAAGGCUGAAAACAGUUAAAAUUACAUCUGAUCUUUUCACACAUUAACAUACAGUUUGUGUUUUUAUUCUGAGAAAAACUCAUGACGUGUUUACAGCUGUCUGUGAGCUCUAAAGUUUCUGUCUCUGAAUGUACCGUGUGUACACUUUGUCAACUGUUACUGUGUUUAUGUCAAGUAUGUUAACCGUACAUAUAUGUGUCUGUGUGUGUGUGUGUGUGUGUGUGUGUGUGUGUGUGUGUGUGUGUGUGUGUGUGCAGUCACCCUCUGUUUCCACUGCUGGCCUUAGUGUUUGAAAAGUGCGAGCUCGCCACCUGCUCCCCUCGUGACUCCACCUCCCACUCAGCCGCCUCCCACCUCCCCGGCAUGACCAACCACAGCGACGUCUGCUCCUCAGAGUCUUUUAACGAUGACAUCGCCGCCUUUGCAAAACAGGUGAGUGACAGCCGAGGAGAGCCAAUCAGAGAGCAGGAGACAGACUAAGUUUUCAUAUCUUUAAAUGAUUUGUUUUUAUGUCACAGAUUCGAUCAGAGAAACCCAUCUUCUCUUCAAAUCCUGAGCUGGAUAACUUGGUAUGACACACACUGACAUCAUGCAGUGUUUUCACACAUGCAUUGUGGGAUAUGUAGUUGUUUGUUGGUAUUUACAUUGGAUACCUCUCUCCACAGAUGAUCCAGGCUAUACAGGUGCUCCGUUUUCAUUUGCUGGAGUUAGAAAAGGUAAGCAGGGACAAAAGGCAUGCUUUCAUGUCGCACUUGUUUUUAACUUGAUGCAUGAGAUUGUGCUUUAAAAUUGUGUUAUAUUCACUAAAGAGAUGAUUACAGUUUGCAAAAAGUGCCAAAUGCACAUGGAUUUGUUUUUGUUUGUUUAAAAAAACAUUGAAAAGUGCUUUUCCAGCGGUUGACAGUUUGAACUCAUGGAUGUGGUUCUGUUUCUGCAGGUACACGAUCUGUGCGAUAACUUCUGCCAUCGCUACAUCACCUGUCUGAAGGGAAAAAUGCCCACAGACCUCAUUCUGGAUGAGAGGGAGGGUGGCUCCAAGUCUGACAUGGAAGACUUCACCGGAUCCUGCUCCAGUCUGUCCGAGCAGGUAAGGCCAGCUGCCAAACAGUGAGCAGUAACACCACAAGAGAGGCUCCACAAUUUAUCCGUGCAGCUGCGCCCGCUGGAUGUCUGAAUAAUGACUGUGUGUUUCAUGACUCAGUGUUCGCUCACCUGCUGGAAAUCCCCUAUCCUCCCAUCGCUCUGCCUCACACUCACACCUCCCCUCUGUCUCUCCACCUCUGCAGAAUGCAUCGUGGUUACGAGAGCCAGAUGAAUGCGCCACUACUCCUCUGGGGACACCGGGCACCUGUGGCCUGCCUUCUCUCAGCACAGCAGACAACUGUAGUGACACAGGUACACAAAAACACACAUCAACACUCAGUAAAAAUACCAUGCAUAUGAGCAAACACUGUACUGUGCAGCAAAGAAUCAUCUCUUGGGUCAAAAAACAAUCUUUUUGCAAUCCUAACAUAUAAACUGUAAAUGCUGCCUGAUAUGUUCUUUGCUGCGGCUCUCCCUGCUGUAAGCUUUUGCGUUGCAUUUUGCACACUAGGAAAGGCAAGGAGCUCUCAGUUAAAUAUUACUUAUUGUUUGUAAAUAAAUAUUUUUCUUCCAAUAAAGCAGUUCUGACUAAAAUGUGGUUAUUGGUGCAACACUUUAGUACCUGACCAAAAUCAGUAAAACGUACUAACUUAUAAAUGUUAACAGACUCGCUCCUUUCUUGCACACUCCUUCAUAGGAAUAUGCAGAAUAUUUUCACUAUACUUUUAAUCGUAGUCUACAUUUUGCCAAUUGUAAUAAAUGCAAAUGUAUGUACACUGUUGGUCUAUGACAGGAGAUUUUAUUCAAUGAGUCGUGUAAAGUCCCUUAACCAGGAGAGAGUUUGAAAGUGACUGCCUAAGGUUUUUUUUGUUCUAUAAAGCUGCAUUUGUGUGCCACCAUUACUGUUCUCAGUAAUACACAUAAGAUAAAUAACACACAUAUACAUAUGUUUUAUAUGAAAAAAAAAGAUAAAACAUGAAUUGUUUGAAAUGACAACAGUGGCCUUGAAAUGAUAUGUAAUCUCAUUGUUGUACAUUUAUUGUGCCUCAUCUGUAAUAAUAAUGCACUCCGUAUUAACAUGGUGCAACACACACACACACACACACACACACACACACACACACACACACACACACACACACACACACACACACACACACACACACACACACAGUUAACUCUUGACCUGCUCCAAACAUAAAGCAUGACGAGACUUAGUGCUCAAUAAACAAAAACCCACUUGUUAUAACAUCACAUAAAAGUGGGCUAACUCUGAAAAGCUGGUUAUUAAGAGCAGUGAAUUCAAUCAUUUUCUUUAUUAUCUCCUCUGCCUUGGUGUAAUUGCUGCUAUAUUUUUUAACUUUAUUAGAUGACCAGUGUAGAUGCUGCUGACAAGUUUUUGCUGUUGCGCACAUGCUUUUCAGAAACUCUUGGUAAAGUCCAGGAUGACGGUUCUUUAUCUUGCUUUAAAAGGAUUGCAAAUAUCUCUAUUUGCUGUUAGUUACUUAUUCUGACAUGUAGAUGCUUUUGUUGCAGCGCAUGAGCUGUCACUGCAUGCACAUAAUUGAUGCAUCAGCACAUAUCUACAGAAUCUUCAUACUGACAGUGAACUUUAAGCAUUUAUCUGCAGAUUAUAUUAAGCCAGUGCCCAUGGCACUACAGUUGUUUUGUAGCAAAUUUGAUCAUAAUUAUACAACUUUGAGAUAUGCUUUGUGCGCUCUGACAGGCGACGGUCUAGAUGGAGCGAUGGCCUCCCCUAGCACCGGAGAGGAAGACGAUUCAGACAGAGACCGAAGGAACAACAAGAAAAGAGGGAUUUUCCCCAAAGUGGCCACGAACAUCAUGCGAGCGUGGCUCUUCCAGCAUCUUUCGGUGAGAACGCCUUUUCAUGUUCUUAUCACAACAGAGGUAAACGGUGAAACAUUAAAUUAGGACAACAAUUAAAACCAUCCUGCAGAGCUUUAACAAGACAAAGAGAGCCUGUGUAUAUCUGCGUGAGAGAAUAAUUACUGACAGAGAGGAUUUAACGUGAGGCAAGAAUAGAUAGAGAGGGGAACGGGGUGUAUAAUGGAGGUCAAUUAAAUUAAAUGAAAAAUCGGGGGAUUAAGUGAUUAUGUGAGUAUGCUCGCCAUUGAAUAACUACGAAUGUGAUAGAAAUGGAGGGAGUAAUUGUUGCUGAGGUAAUUAGCUACUAAAUGAGGCAGGUCAAAUGUUGCUUCACUCCAAUUAUUGCAGAGAAAUACGGAUAGAGAGUGAAGGGUUGCUGGGGUUGAAAAUGUAAGUGCAGAUGUGAAUUCAGAUGGAAGGUCAUCAGUAUUCACUCUGAGAUUUCUCUUACACACAAUGUUUCAUUGUAGCCUCAAGCUGAAUUUACAUUAUUCUCUCUUUGUAGCCAGCUGAUAUUUUCGCUUGUUAACUCACACAGACUUACUCUCAAUUUGAUUUAAUAACCCUGGUUCUGUAUGUCCUCUCCAAGCACCCUUACCCGUCCGAGGAGCAGAAGAAGCAGCUGUCACAGGACACCGGGCUGACCAUCCUACAGGUCAACAACUGGUCAGUGCGCUCGCAAUCAAUACACUAAUUCCUGACCUGCAGCUCAUCAAUAAUCAGUUAAACUGUCUUGUUUAAAUGCAACACGCCAACUUUCAAUUUAACAACAUGCCUGCUGCCUCGUCAAUAACACAUCGGCGUAAUAGACUGCUGCAGAAAUGAACAGCAUCUAUAUUUCACAACUCUUUGGGGCUAAGAAUAUUUUUAUGGUGCAUAUUUCUGCAGAUAAAUGUCACUUAGAUGGUAAGACGCACCUUUACAGGACUUUAAGGGAAGACUAUUAUCUCCUUUAUUUGCAAGAAGCUUGUAACAGAGGACGAUAUGUCCAGCUAAGCACUUUUCUCAAGUUGCAGCACUCUACAACUGACUCUCUCAAAGUUCAUAAAACUGAAUUACUAAUCCAUACCCAAUAAUCAGAGGAUUAACAGCACCUAGUUUCCCCAGGACACAUGUUGCUGAUCAGCUAGAUUUUCAUAUUUGCACUUAAGACAAACCUAACCAAAAUAUGAAGUGUGCGCAGCGUGUUGAUAUGAAGUUUUAAGCCCAGGAAAGCCUCACUGAGGAGUUACAGAUAUACUGCAUACAGUAAUUACAAACACAGGUUCAAAAGUUAAAGGUCAAAAUGGUCAUCUUCUAACAAGUCCAGUCUGCUUUAAAAACCUGUCAAAGGGUCUGAUUCUCUCUGAAGAGAGGAAGGUUGUAGUUGUUUUGCAUGAAAGAAUUCGCAGAGGUCAAUGUUUUUGAUGGCGAAAACUUGACAAAUGGAGGAUCUGGCUUGUUGUGCAUCACUGGAGCUUCUUUUCCUCUAAGGCCACAGUCAGUUUACCAACGUGGGGUUGAGCAAAGGAGCUAUGGAAUCUAAAAAGACAUCUCUCAACACAAAUUCUUUUAUGCACAAAAACCUAUUUCCUCUGCUGCUUGUUAUGUUAGUACUUCUUCCAUUCAGCACUCCAUAGACGUGUUUAUUUUUGGCUUUAAGUUUGUCACGAAAUUUCUUUAGGGACAUUUUUACAAACGAAAGAUCGACCUCUAUUUUAAAAAUACUUCUUAUUUCUUUUGCAGUCUCUUACCAAUAAGGAUAGAUUAAAGACAGCCCCAAAUACAUGAUAACAAUCUGUCAGAGAUUGACCUCACUUCUCCCAGUGUUCAUCCUGUCCUCGUAAACCCUGCUGGUUAAAUUUCAAUUUUAUGGUCAGAAAUUUCUCACUGUGUUCUUCAGCAGGGUUCAUAGAGGGACACUGAAUUCAUAGUCCUGGCCUGCCUUCCCCGAAAAUCACACCAGCCAUCCUCAGAUAUCUCCAGGCCUGAUUCUUUCUUUCUCCUAUUUCUGACUUGACACGAUUUAAACGCACUUUAUAUUCCAACUGGACCAAGACUGUUCUGAUUAAAGCUGCUUAAUCCCACAAACUGCUCUCAUAAGAGAUCAAGAAUCAUCAAGUAAAACUGAAAAGUAUUAAUAAGAGGAAGCAGACACAUCGCCCUGAGAUGUAACAGUAUGUUAAACAAUAGAUUUGGUAACUUGAUAACUUCCAUGUUUUUAUGUGAGUCCCAACAGCACACACACACACACACACACACACACACACAGUGACCCGAUCAAUGAAGAUCAAUCAAUUAUCACAGAGCGAUCAAUACCUGCUCUGCCCUAACGUUGAUUUACUCUGGCCUCUGAAAGGGUUAAGUGGUUGUAAAAUGGAAAAAGGUUAAUAGUCUCCUGGUCAGCCUUUUUCUCCAUUAAAGGUCAGCUUCCACCAUCUUUCUCUCUCUCUCUCUCUCUCUCUCUCUUUCUCUCUUUCUCUCUCUCUCUCUCUUUCUCUUUCUCUAAUCUCACUCUCUCUCUCCCCUCUGCAGGUUCAUCAACGCUCGGAGGAGAAUAGUUCAGCCCAUGAUCGACCAGUCCAAUCGCUCAGGUCGGUGGUUACUCGUCAGUCAGCUGGAGGGUCUCUGUGUAAACAACACUGUGUUUAUGAGAGUGUGUGUUUAUGUCUGACGGUGUGUAUGUGUGUGUUGUCUCACAGGUCAGGGUGGUCCCUACAGCCCAGAGGGGGCGGCACUUGGAGGUUACGGGCUGGAUGGACAAGCUCACCUCGGGCUCAGAACAGCAGGUAUGGUAGCCUGUAGAGUUCACUUUCACAAACUGAGAAGUGAAAGUCAAAAAUUCUCAACUUCUACUGCUGAAGAAAAGACAAAACCAAAUUAAAUCUUAAUUGAUUCAGUGAGUUAAUUAUUUAUGUAGCUGAAACUAAUCAGUCUCGUACCAGGCUUUAAAAAACAGCCAUGAGUCUCACCGUGGCUCUAUUUUUUCUCCCAAAAAAAUAACUGUUAAUGAACAACCCAAACAGUUUGUAUUUUAUCCACUCUCAUGAUGACACAGUGUCUCUGUGUAAGACAUUAAUUGAUCAAAAUCCAUCCAAAAUCCAUCAUCCAACUUUAGGAAAUCUAAUGUCGUGUACUAAAAUAAGUGACUAUUAACUAUUAAAGGAAAUUAGAUUAUGCUCAUAAUGCAAAAAAUUAAAGGAAAUUAAGUGAAACAAACUCGGCUCUAAGUGUUUUAACAAAGCUAUUUCCAUGCACACAGCUCAGAGUGAUUCACAAAACUUCAACAGAUGAAAUAAAAAAAGACCAAAUCAAGAAAAAAGGUGGAAAAAUACUCAUAACUGAGUAAAACUAAUCUAAGACAAUAAAAUAUUCAUGUAAGCUUGAAUUAAACAAAUUAAAAUCAGUAAAAGUUGAUAAAAACAAAGUAAAAGUCAGAAGGCUGGUUGUUGAAGCCCUGAUGAAAAUGCAGGCGGCAGUUCAGGGAUAACUUUGAAAAAAGUUGAUCUUUAUUUAUGAAGACAGAGAGCUCCAUGUCAUGAUAUCCAGGGGCAGUGAAGAGAAAUAAAAGAUAAACAGGCUUUAAAUCAGCUGUUAGGUUUGUUUCUUACUGAAUACUUCUUCUGUUCUCGAAAGCCAUAUUCAUUUAACACGAGGCUCAUCCUCCAGAAGACCAGAAGAGACUCAUUGAGUCUGAAUUCCCCAAACACAAGAUGAAAGUGAAGCAGUAAAAGUUUAUCUAACUCCACUACAGUCAUAAAUGCGUCAGGCUAAACACCUACAAGCAAGUGAGACCAGCUCUCCAAGUGUCAGUGUUUGUAUUCACAAAGCUGCUUUUUACGAUUUUUAGAGAGAUGAAUGUGAGGGAAAAUUCUCAGAAUCAUGAGGUUUGAAAAGAGUUUCACCUCAAAGUUCAGACUAAAUAAAGAAGUUUUUCACAAAGCUUCUUCUCACUGGAGAGAGCUCCUGACAGAAGAGGUGAGAAGGACUCUGUUGGAGAGGGGGGGAAGUAGAAACAAAGCAGAAGGACAGAGGAAAAGUUCUCCAGGCACAGACACGACAGCCCCUCCCUGACAAAAGUUAGGACCUCGAUGAAAGAACACAUUUUCCCUCAGCUCAUCCCUAAUCCACUCUGUGUUUCCCCCACCAGGUCUGCAGGGGAUGUCUUCUCUGCAGGGUGACUACCCCGGCGCCCUCCUCUCCCAACCAGGCUACCCUCCCCACCCUGGACCCUCCCUUCACCCCUACCCGGGAGCACACCCCCACCCCGCCAUGCUGCUCCACCCACCACCACACGCACACUCUGCAGAGCCGCUCCUCGCCCAGGGACUGGACAUACAUGCACACUAGCUGAGGGGGAAGUCAGGAUGUGUGUGCGGGGAAAAAAACUGUGUGAAUGUGUGUAAAUGAGUGUGUGUGUGUGUGUGUGUGCAUGUGUGUGUGUGUAUUGAUGCAUACAGAACACUAUUUAAAGUAAAAAGACACACUGCUCUGAAGGUUUACAUUCCCCACUUAAAGACACUGACCUCAAUGUAGCUGUUUCACUUGCUUACACGCACACACACACACACACAGACAUAAACACUCCCCCCCUACACACACACACGCGCUCACACACUCACAGUCUGGACCCACAGGUUUAAGCCAUACCUCUGAGUAGAAGUGCUUCCUCCUCUCCAAAUAUCUCCACUGUGUCCUGUGGGUGAGACACAUGCUUUAAACUACACUUCCCAUCAUGCCUGCUGAACUGCGGGGAGACGGUCCACCAGACUGCAGAGACAGAGAGAUAUUUAUCCCUGAACUUUGCAGCAGCACACGGACAUUACUGGACGAGACCUGAUCCUGUGAACACGCCUUCCUCACUACUCCUCGUCUUCCUCCACGUGAUGGCUGUUGAAGGAAAACACACACACACACCUUCUCACACACUUUAUUUAAAGCUGAUUUUUUGAGUUUUUCUUAUUCUAUUUUUAUAUUUAUGUGUGCCACUCCAGGCUGAUGCAGCUUCACCUGAGCUUGUUGAAAUAUUAGUGCUCUUCCUCAGCAUGAAGCUAAACACUAUGAAUGACUUCCAGUCUGCCUCGCUCUCGUACCACUGACCUCCUUAAGACGCCGACAGGUGUCAGUUACCUUAGAUCCUUCCUACACACACAUAAAACACACAUACCAAGCAACACACAUCACACUGACAGACAUUUACACACACACGCACACACACACACACACACACACACACACACACACACACACACACACACACACACACACACAGUCUUCUGUAAGCAUUUCUAGAACAUUUCUUGUCUGCAACAGCGCUGUGUGAGGGAAGCUGCAGCCAAAGGACUCUUUAAACAUUCGGCUCCCUCUCCAUGCUGCUCAGACCGCUGAAACGUUUCUGAAUGAUGUUUGAAAAUACCAUAAAGUAUUAAAAAUGUUUUUUUUAUAA